Molecule: messenger RNA, 1303 nt
Organism: Labrus mixtus (cuckoo wrasse)
Lineage: Eukaryota; Metazoa; Chordata; Actinopteri; Labriformes; Labridae
Gene: ifi30a
Product: IFI30 lysosomal thiol reductase a
Exons: 7
Coding region: 93-866 (257 amino acids)
Cellular component (GO): lysosome
Molecular function (GO): oxidoreductase activity, acting on a sulfur group of donors, disulfide as acceptor
Source: RefSeq, a predicted model, not a curated record
ACUGUAUUUAAAGUUGCACGGCCCAGACAAGUAGUCAGUCGGUUUGUGUUGCUUCAGACUUUGUGAAGUUGUGUUUAUUGCUGCAAUUUAAGAUGAAUUGUGCUGUGCUGUUGGUGUUGACUGUUUGGUUUGGCAGUCAGUGCGGCGGUAGCGCUCUCUCCUCUUCAUGCUCCGAUCCUCCGUCUAAGUGGUGCUCGUCUCUGGACACAGCUAUCCAAUGCGGGGUUUUAAAGCAUUGCCUUCUAUCAAACUACACUCGGUCCCAUCAGACUGAAAAUGCAGUCCAAGUGGGGCUUUACUACGAGAGUCUGUGUCCAGGAUGCAGACUUUUUCUCACUGAGAUGCUCUUCCCCACCUGGAUCUUGCUGAAUGAAAUCAUGUCUGUUUCUCUGGUGCCCUAUGGCAAUGCAAAGGAGAAACCCGAUGGACAGAAGUAUAUUUAUGAGUGCCAGCAUGGAGAACAGGAAUGUUUGGGCAACAUGAUUGAGACUUGUUUACUGAACAUGACACAAAUGGCAUUCCCAAUUAUCUUCUGUAUGGAGUCCUCCACUGAUGUGAUUAAGUCAGCACAGAGCUGUGCUGAACUCUAUAGUCCUCAGUUGAACUGGGAUAUGGUCAUGGGCUGUGUGAAAGGGGAUGUGGGAAACCAGCUGAUGCACCAGAACGCCUUGAAGACUGAGGCCCUGAACCCUCCUCACAAUUAUGUGCCAUGGAUUACCAUUAACGGGGUGCAUACAGAAGAACUGCAGGAUAAGGCUUCGACUUCCCUCUUCACUCUGGUCUGCAGUAUGUAUAAGGGCACCAAGCCUGCAGCCUGUGGAGGGCCCCAGAAGAGAAGCUACAAGACCUACUGCCACAAUGAGUGAAGGAGCAGCUCUGCACAUAUAUGCUUGCUCUGUUCCAGGUGUGGCCACUAAAUAAGGAACGCUCAAGAAUGUUCUGAAACAUUUUUGUAACUGUGAUUUUACAAACUUGUUUUUUUAUAAAGGGAAAACAAUCACUUCACUAAAAUACACAAUAUGAAAAUACAGUUUUCUUUUAAAAAAAAAAAAAAAAGUGUCAUUAUUGAAACCUCACCCACUGAAACCAUGAAUGCUUUUUCAGAUCCUUUUGAAUCAGUGAUGUAGUUUGUAGUAGUGACCUUUUUUUUUUAAAGAUGGGUCAAAGAAAAUGUUCCUUUUGUCCUUUAGAUGGCGCCAUUUUUCAUAACCACACUGUGAGUCUCCUGUUCUUAGUUGAAAUGAAAGAGAAACAAAUAUCACAUUUCAUGUAUCAGUACAUUAAAGUUGUAGAAAUAACUGCU